UCACAGGACUCGCUCUAUUUAAAGCGGCAACAACAUGUCACACGGACUCGUCAGACGGGAGUCGGUGGAAACGGAGAUGCACAAGUCCGAGGACAAGAGGAAAAACUUCGUUCAUACCAAGAAGAGGGGCUACGAUGUUACACGAAACCCCCACCUGAACAAGGGCAUGGCUUUCUCCCUGGAGGAGCGUCUCCAGGUGGGGAUCCACGGCCUGCUGCCUCCCUGCUUCAUCAGCCAGGACGUGCAGCUGCUCCGAGUGCUCAAGAACUAUGACAUGAAGAGAGAUGACCUGGACAGAUAUGUGUUCCUAAUGGGGCUCCAGGACCGCAACGAGAAGCUCUUCUAUCGGGUGCUGUUGUCAGACAUUGAAAGGUUCAUGCCCAUCAUUUACACCCCCACUGUGGGCCUGGCCUGCCAGCAGUAUAGCCUCAUAUUCAGAAGGCCUAGGGGGCUGUUCAUCACUAUUCAUGAUCGUGGCCACAUUGCUUUGAUACUCCAGAACUGGCCAGAAAAGGACAUCAGGGCUGUGUGUGUGACGGAUGGAGAGAGGAUCCUUGGGCUGGGGGACCUCGGCUGCAAUGGCAUGGGAAUCCCCGUUGGCAAGCUGGCCCUAUACACAGCCUGUGGAGGUAUGCCACCACAGCAGUGCCUACCUGUUACGCUGGACGUAGGCACAGACAAUGAGGCUCUGCUGAAGGACCCUCUCUACAUUGGCCUGAGACACAAGAGAGUGCGAGGCCAGGCCUACGAUGACCUGCUGGAUGAAUUUAUGAAGGCAGUAUCAGACAGGUAUGGAAUGGACUGUCUGAUUCAGUUUGAAGACUUUGCCAAUGUUAACGCCUUCCGUCUGCUGAGCAAGUACCGCAACAAGUACUGCACAUUCAACGACGACAUCCAAGGUACUGCUGCAGUAGCAGUAGCAGGACUACUGGCCGCCCUUCGCAUCACCAAAAGCAAAAUGAGUGACCACACCAUUGUGUUCCAAGGGGCAGGGGAGGCAGCAAUGGGGAUUGCUGAGCUGAUCACCAUGGCCAUGGUGAAGGAGGGGUUCUCCCAGGAAGAGAGCAUAAGAAAAAUCUGGAUGGUUGAUUCCAAGGGGCUCAUUGUCAAGGGUCGGGAUCACCUGACUCAUGAGAAAGAAAGGUUUGCCCAUGAGCACCCACAGAUGAAGAAACUGGAGGAUGUGGUGCGGGAACUGAAACCUACAGCUAUCAUAGGUGUGGCAGCUGUUGCAGGAGCCUUCUCUGAGCAGAUCAUCAGAGACAUGGCCUCCUUCAAUGAACGCCCCAUCAUCUUUGCCCUCAGCAACCCGACCAGCAAAGCCGAAUGUACUGCUGAGCAGUGCUACACACUCACAGAGGGGCGUGCCAUUUUUGCCAGUGGCAGUCCAUUUGACCCUGUGACCCUGCCUGAUGGGAGGACCUACUACCCUGGUCAGGGAAACAAUGCCUACAUCUUCCCCGGUGUGGGCUUGGGCGUCACUGCCUGCUCAUUACGACAUAUUACUGAGGAAAUCUUCCUCACUGCAGCAGAGGCUCUGGCCCACCUGGUGACUGAGGAGGACCUGGCAGAGGGAAGACUGUAUCCUCCUCUCAGCUCCAUCAAGGAUGUCUCUUUCAAACUGGCAGUCAAGAUCAUGGAGUUCGCCUAUGAGCACAACAUGGCCACACUUCACCCUGAACCGUCCGACAAAGAAGCAUAUAUACGCUCACUGUCCUACAGCACUGGCUAUGAUGACUUUGUUGUUGACUCGUACUGCUGGCCCGAGGACAGUAUGACUGUGCGGUCAUGCAAACUUUAAUGCACUGGACAUAUAGAGCGAACCCUGGGAAAGGCACCUCGACUACUGAUAUGCAACAUUAUCACAAGAUGUGAUGCUGGGAUAUGAAAGAAGCUAUGUGUAGAAUUUUCUUAUUGACAUUAUGUUUCUGUGAAAUAACUGGUGGCAGCACUUAAGUGGAGUUAUUUCUCACUCUAGUAUUGAAGUGCACUGAAAUAAAAAAAAAUAUUCAAAGUUGGUAAAAAUUGGGAGACAAAGCAGUUAUGAAGUAUUGUACCAAAGUUCACAAUAACAGUAUCUGAGGAAAGGCUUUCACGGGUUACUUUUAAUUGUACUGCAAUAUGCAGUUGCUUUAAGACUGUAUCAGCACAAAUCAGAAAAUUGUUUGUCAAAUAAACAUUGUUUGAUAAAUAUUUUCCAUGUCCAAUUAUCACGUCUGUACUGAAAAAAAGGCAAAGAUGCACUGAGCAUUAUAUCUGGAUUGAAAAGAGGCUUUGAAUAAGACCUUGAGUUUUGAAGAGAAUCCCUGUGGAAAGGUUCCUGCCACUGACACACACAUUUCUGUAUUUUUGUCAUGAGUGUAGGACAGAAUCUAAAAUAUGAUGAGCAACUUGAGAACACUGUGGCAAAAGGCUGAAUGAUAUGGUGCUCUGGUGCUCUCUAGAGGCCAUCUUAUGUCAUUGCAGUACAGGCAGCCUAUAUUAUGGCUUUAAAAUCAUUUCUGCGUAUGUUUUUUUUUUUGUUUUUUUUUUAAUGUGACUUGAGUUGAAAACUCUUUCAAGGCUUAAUUGUUAAUACAAACUCAAUUACUGCAAACAAACAAAUGCAUUCACAAGCCAUGUAACCCACAAAAAAGAGGCAUGCAUGUAUGAAAGAGAGCCACAAUAAAAGCAGUGGGUCAAUCAAA
Archocentrus centrarchus (flier cichlid) is the source of this 2687-nucleotide messenger RNA. RefSeq names its product malic enzyme 1, NADP(+)-dependent, cytosolic (gene me1). Gene Ontology annotation, biological process: pyruvate metabolic process; malate metabolic process. Gene Ontology annotation, cellular component: mitochondrion. The coding region runs from base 35 to 1801 and encodes 588 amino acids. The transcript is spliced from 14 exons. Gene Ontology annotation, molecular function: malate dehydrogenase (decarboxylating) (NADP+) activity; NAD binding. NCBI's taxonomy places the organism in Eukaryota, Metazoa, Chordata, Actinopteri, Cichliformes, Cichlidae. The record is from RefSeq and is a predicted model, not a curated record.